This is a messenger RNA of Ornithodoros turicata, 646 nucleotides long. RefSeq lists its product as uncharacterized. The transcript has 3 exons. NCBI's taxonomy places the organism in Eukaryota, Metazoa, Arthropoda, Arachnida, Ixodida, Argasidae. The coding region runs from base 156 to 620 and encodes 154 amino acids. The record is from RefSeq and is a predicted model, not a curated record.
AAGCUGAUGCACUCCUUAUACACGUGACUCUGCCGAACGCUAUGGCCGUUUGUCCAAACGUGACAUCCACACAAGUCGCCUUACUGUCUUCGGUACCUGCGCCAGCUGGGCUUCGCUCCGUACUCAAAGUACUGUGACAUUAUUAUCCGGCCAAGAUGGAACCCGGGCCCGGCCCCAAGGUUCUCAUCUCACCACAGGUCAAAGACAAAGCGCCGUCCAUGAAAGGAAAUGUCAAUGCAAGAAAGUCAUUGACCUCGGUUAGUCGAGUGGUAUCCAAGACGUCCGUGCUGGGGGCGGAGGAUGACGACGACAUCUCCAUUGCCAACCUCGCGGUCCCGUACCGAGACAAGGUGCGCCGCAUGAAGCUGGACAUAGCCCGGCACAAAGGCAUCAUUGCGUGCACUGCUGUGGCUUCGUUUGCUUUCGCCACUUACUUUCUGUUGGCAGCUGUCAGCAUGCUGGCUAUCCACUGUAUGCAUCCCACGCCAGAGAACAGUGUGGCAGUCAGGAUGGGUUUCAGUCCGGUCAACAUCGCUAUCACGCUUAUGGCCAUGGGUGUCGGCUGUGCCACGCUUUCAUUGUCGCUUGCCUACUCAAUUGAAGACAUUAACUGGUCGUAACAAAUGCAAUAAAUCCGAGAUGUGGA